Messenger RNA from Plasmodium inui San Antonio 1, 3786 nucleotides. RefSeq lists its product as hypothetical. The record is from RefSeq and is a predicted model, not a curated record. The coding region runs from base 1 to 3786 and encodes 1261 amino acids. The transcript has 10 exons. Lineage: Eukaryota; Apicomplexa; Aconoidasida; Haemosporida; Plasmodiidae.
AUGCAGGACAACGUAAAGACCAAAAUAAAUGAUGCCAAGUCGGGCCUAAUGAGCUUCUUGGGCACUACGGAAGCGGAAAGUGUUCUACAGGAGGAGUCUGACCAGAAAAACUUGGACAAAUCGAGAGAGGAUGUACAAAGAGCGGACGUGAGUAGCUUGAGUGAAAAGGUCCAAGACGAUUCAUUGUCUGCUAACCAAGAUUCGGAUGUUUUAAAAAAAAGGAAAACGGGAACAGUUCUGAGCAGGCGAAGUGAGAACUGUGAGACAUCCAAAGAGGGAAGCAAGGCAGAAGAUAGUGCUGCAAAGUCCACCAGAGGAAAUGAAGACGCAGGAAAGGAAGUAUGCCGAACAGACUCAAAGGGAAAGGAAGAAUUGGGAAAGACAUGCGCUACAUCGGAAAAAAAAAUAAAACGAAACAACCUCUCGGACGUAGAGUACAUAGAAAGUCUGAAGUGCGAAAUUGAUGAAAAACGAGAUGGACAGCCUAUCCAAAAAUAUGAGAGCAAACUGAACCCAGUGGCCCCGGAAUUCAAGCCGCAGAACUCGCUCUAUGUGUAUCAGAAGAUGCAGCAACACACAACAAAGAAUCUCGUAAUGCUUAUAAAAUCCUUCGGGUACCAGGGAAUCAAGAUGGAGAAAAUUUCGGGGGAAUACUGCAAGAAGUACAACGCCCUGCUUAAUUUGAGGCACGCGGGGUUUAGCAACAUUUACAAUAUGGUCAGGAGCCUGGACCACUGCUUGAUUUGCGAGGAGGUUGGAGGAGCGGUGGAAAUUGCGGCAGACAAAUCGGCAGACAAAUCGGCAGGCAAAUCGGCAGACAAAUCGGCAGACAAAUCGGCAGACAAAUCGGCGGAAGAAUGCGAGGAGCCACAUGACAGGGACUCCACCCCAAAUGAACCAAAACAAGCAAAUCACGACUCAGAAAAGAAUCUAAUCAUAAAAUAUAAAACGCCAAAGAUGAGCGAAGACAAACAAUUUUUUCUAAAAGUCAUUCUAGGCACCAUCGCGAAAUGCACCAACUACAAUUCUCAGUUGACGGAGGAAGAAACACCAGCGAAUGGUAGUGUCUCCUUGACGAAGCUGCAGCAGGAGGUGAAGAAGCUCUUCGGGUCGUCUUUCAAUUUAAAAAUUUUGCAGACCAGAUGUGGAAUCGAUAAACUUCAAGCAUUCCUAGAAGAGAUCCAAGAGAUACAAAUAAUGUCCCUUCCUAAUGAUGUGAAACUUAGAAUUACUCCACUAACUUAUAGUCAUAAGAUUCCGGAUCUGAAAUCGAUAAGGUCGUUACCGAGCAAUGAGUUCAAAGUUAAUGCACCUUCCAAAAUGGGUAGCAAAAAAGUCUCCGUCUCGACCCAUUUCAAUGAUCAGGAUUUUAGGUCGAAUUCAUUUAACGGGGGAGACAAUAGUAUCCUUAGUGCACUGAACAGAAGGGACAGAGGAUCCCUUAGCAAUGUACAGCUGGGGAGUGUUCUCACUGGGAAGAACGACGCUAAGAGGAAAAAAUUUCAUUCCAAUGGCAAUUUUGCGUUGCCGACUUCCAAGUCGCAUGAGCGCCUCUGGAAGGGUCUUAGCGGUGGAAGUGUACUUAGAAGCGGCGGGAGUAUCCUUCGAAGCGGUGACAGCCUGCUUCAUGGCCUACUCGACAACAACGUGCCCGGUGACGGCAAUGGCGACAGCGAGUCGGCCCUCCAAAUCAACGGGAGCUUUACCCAGGACCCUUGCGCCAAUUUAAUGUGCAAGUUUAGCAGCCACGGCAACCCGUGCAUGUACUCGAGCGACUGGGUAGGCAUCUCUCCCCACAACCAGCCUUCAAAGAAGCAUUUGAAGCAGCACUCAAACGGGAGUCAUAACCUCAGUCAACACCCGAGUCGACAGUCGAGUCAACACCCCUUCAUCAAAAUGCUCACCAAGACACAACUACACAUUCUGCUGUACCAGCUGGUAGUUGUCCUCACGGAGAGGCAGAAGAUGGAAUGGGAGGACAUCGUUAAAAUAAAGGAGGAACUCCUGCACCAGUGUGGUAGCAGGACAUACGAAAAUGAGGACUUCGGAAGGGAUGAAGUGGAGGUGAGCAGGGAACAAGUGUGUGCUGAUAAGGUAGAGGUGGAUGGUGACGGUGCAAAGGAGGGUAGCAGCACAAAGGAGGGAAUAGCCUCCAAGGAGUGUAACAGCUCAAAGGAACAGCCUAAUGAGGCCCACCCGGGGGAUGACAAAGGAGAAGAGCAACGAAACAACUCAACCAUGGACACAUCCGAUUUUGUGCAUGAAAUGAUCACCACACAAGAGACGGCGAAGCAGAGCAUAUCCGAGAAGACGCCAUCUGGAGAGUAUUCGAAGGACCAACUAUCGAGUUCGCUUGAGAAAGGCACAGGUGAAGAAGCAUCUCAAAACUUCAUCGGCGUGUUUGUUUCCUCCAUUAAGAGUGAAUGGAAUAAGGCCUACUCGGAGCAAUACCCUUUGAGCUUUUACCUAAACCACUACAAGGCAAAGAAGCUGAGGAGACUUCUGGAGGAAAUCCCGAACCUUGUUAUUGCCGGGUGUAGUAGGAGCAUACAGGUCUUUACCCUAGACACGGCUCAAUAUUUUUAUGACAAUUUUUCUUCCGAGGAGCUUUCUAGUUUGAAGACCUUCGCCCGGUGCAAGUUCACUCCGAUGAGUGGUUCGCACUACUUCAAGGACGCCACGUAUAAGGACGUCGCCAUGGAAUUCGCCAGAGGGGACUGCUCAAAGAUGAUGAAGGUGCUGGGACUGGACCACCUCAAGCCCCCCCUCUCGACCGUCAGCAAGAGCUAUGAAAAAAUUAUGAGCCAAUCCAGGAGAAACCGCAGCAUUAACCGCAUGGGCAGUUACAUAAACUACAGCAACAAGAUUUUCGGGCACGCAAGUGGGGACAGAAAUUCGACGCCGUUCCUCCCAAAUGGGGGAGGUUCAUUUGUCAGGAGCGAAGAAGGAGGUCCCUUUCUUCAGGGCGUUCCAUUCCUGCAGAGCAGCGGAGAGCAGACCAACCUGGAGGUGCUACGCUACCACCUGCACAAGCUUCUCUACAAUCUGGUGAUCCAUGUCUGCAAAAAUCAAAACUCGUUGCACCUAGCAUACAAGAAAAGUGGAGUGAUCCUCAGCGAGUAUGAAAUGAACAAGCAGAUGUGUGGCCCGAUAUACUACUCCUCCGAUUUAACAUAUGAAGAUUUCAUAACAGAUAGACAGAGCUUAUUUGAAAAGGAACAAGCCGCCAAGACGCUGUUUCUUCUGUCUCAACAUGGGAUCUAUGGGAUCAAAUUCAUACAUCUAACUAAUGAGUGGUAUAAACUCUACAAAUGCGAGUUGCGACCCCUCAUGCGUAUUUGCAAAUAUAAUGAAAUUGGCAGGAUGAUUUGCAGCAUGCCCAAUGUGCUCGUCGUGGGAGAGGGGUUCGACACCAAGUACAUUCCCAGCAUGGAGGUCGACGGGGAGCAAAACCGCUUGGACGAAUUUUCAGCCGGCAGCCUCGCCAAAGUCAUCUCCGACAACUUCCCGCAGAACCUGCACGGCGCCUUCCCAGGACGAUCGCAAGCCGGAGCAGCCACUCAGACGAAGAAGAGUGGGCCCUAUGAAAGCAUCAUGGAGGUCCUCUUUCCAAAUAUAACAUCCCAGAGGAAUACAACCUUGCAUAAGAGCCACAGCGGAAGUGUUCCCUUUUUUAGGAACAACAUCGGCGGCUAUGGAAAGGACACGUCUGGCUUCUUCGGCGCGUCAGACAGUUUCGCAUCCAAGGGGGACAUAAAUAUAAGCAGCCUAUUCAGAAAUUUGUAA